This is a messenger RNA of Dovyalis caffra, 357 nucleotides long. Lineage: Eukaryota; Viridiplantae; Streptophyta; Magnoliopsida; Malpighiales; Salicaceae. The record is from the annotation of a GenBank genome assembly.
AUGAACUCUUCAAGUGUAGUAGUGGCAGCAAUGGCUGCUAUCAUGGUGUUUCUUUUACUCGCUCCAACUUCUGAUUCUGCGAUCUCCUGCAGUGAUGUAAUCAAAGACCUAAGGCCUUGUGUGAGCUACCUUUCGAAGGGCUCUGGGAAACCGCCUUCAGCAUGCUGUGCAGGAGCCGCAGCUCUUCAAUCUGCAGCAUCAACCACAGCUGAUAAGAAGGCAGCUUGUCAGUGCAUCAAGUCAGCUUCAAAGUCAAUAAAUCCAAAACCCCAGUUAGCUCAGGCUCUUCCUGCUAACUGCGGAAUCAGCUUGCCUUUCGCUGUUUCACCCAAUGUUGAUUGUUCCAAGAUUACUUAG